AUAUUAUGCAGUUUAGAUAGCAAAAACUGGUAAGGAACUUGAGCCUCUAAAGUAACAAGAGGCUUUAGGAAUGACACAUCGUUCCAAUAACCUAUCUCUGUGAACUUUAAAGAUUCGUUUUGCUGGACUUGAUGUGUUUUUCUAGCUAGGACUGAAAAAACCAAAAUCUACAAAGGGGAUGUUUUGAAAGAAUAUUGAUGAAACUUUGAGUUAGUUAUUGCAAACUGCAUAAACACAAACAUGUUUUCUUCUCUAGAUUCAACUUGGAUCACAUCUCUAUCAUGUUCAUCUUCUUCAAAGGAACAUGAACGUGCAUAUGGAUUAGUUCAAUGGUUGAGAUUCAUUUUUCUCUCACCAUGUCCUCAGAGAGCUCUUCUCUCAGCUGUUGAUGGUUUACUCUUGUUGACUUUAUUUGUGUUUGCAAUCAUAAAACUCUAUUCUAGGUUCAGUUCUUCCAAUGGAACCAACACUGAAAUUAACAAACCCCUUAUAAGUAACACUAGGGAUUUGAGAACAAAAACAACUAUAUGGUUCAAGCUAACUCUAAUUGCUACUGCUGUUUUAACUCUAUUGUAUACAGUAGCUUGCAUUUUAGUGUUUAGCAGUUCAAUUGAAUCACCAUGGAAACUAGUUGAUGGACUAUUUUGGGUUGUUCAAGCAAUAACUCAAUUAGUCCUUGUAAUCUUGAUUAUCCAUGUGAAAAAAUUUGAAGCUGUUGUUCACCCUUUGUCGCUUCGAAUUUAUUGGAUUGCGAAUUUUGUUGUUGUUUCUUUGUUUGCUGCUUCUGGUGUCAUACGUUUUGUUUCUGUGGAGGGAAAUUACUUGUUCAGCUUUAUGGUUGAUGACAUUGUGUCUUUCAUUUCUCUACCAAUUUCUCUUUUUCUGGUUUUUGUUGCUGUGAAUGGAUCCACUGGUGUUGUUAAGUCAAGAGAUGGAACUCAAGUGGUUGUUGAUAAUGACCAUGAAACAAAACUAUAUGAUUAUGUUGAUGAUCCAGCUUUGAAUAAACCAAAUGUUACUACUGGUUUUGCUUCAGCUUCUCAAUUUUCUAAGACCUUUUGGAUUUGGUUAAACCCUUUGUUGAAUAAAGGGUACGGGUCACCUCUUACUCUUGAUGAAGUUCCAUUCCUUUCUCCAGAGCAUAGAGCUGAGAGAAUGUCUGUUAUCUUUGAAUCAAAAUGGCCUAAAUCUGAUGAAAGAUCAAAGCAUCCGGUUAGAACCACGUUGAUUCGGUGUUUCUGGAAGGAGAUAAUCUUCACUGCUUUUCUUGCUGUUAUUAAGCUCUCUGUUAUGUUUGUUGGACCAGUUCUCAUUCAAGAUUUUGUUGAUUUCACUUCUGGGAAAGGUAGCUCGCCGUAUGAAGGUUACUAUCUGGUGUUGAUUCUUCUUGUAGCCAAAUUUAUUGAAGUUUUGACAACUCAUCAUUUCAACUUCAACUCUCAGAAGCUUGGAAUGCUUAUAAGAUGCACACUCAUUACUUCUUUGUAUAAGAAGGGGUUGAGACUAUCUUGUUCUGCAAGGCAGGAUCAUGGUGUUGGGGCUAUUGUGAAUUACAUGGCUGUUGAUACACAGCAACUGUCUGAUAUGAUGCUUCAGUUACACGCCAUUUGGAUGAUGCCAUUUCAAGUUGCUAUCGGUUUGUUUUUGCUUUACAAUUGUCUCGGUGGUUCAGUGAUCACGGCACUGAUUUGCCUUCUUCUUGUCCUCGUGUUUAUCGUGGUGACAACUCGACAGAACAAAGGUUACCAGUUUAAAGCGAUGAUGAACCGUGAUUCGAGGAUGAAAGCUGUGAAUGAGAUGCUUAAUUACAUGCGUGUCAUCAAGUUUCAGGCAUGGGAAGAGCAUUUCAAUAAAAGAAUCUUGAGUUUCCGCGGGUCGGAAUUCGGGUGGCUUUCCAAGUUUAUGUACUCGAUUUGUGGCAAUGUUAUUGUGUUGUGGAGCUCUCCUUUAUUGAUAUCAACUCUAACUUUCGCUACCGCGCUUUUCUUUGGAGUUAAACUUGAUGCAGGAACUGUUUUCACUACAACAACUGUGUUUAAGAUCCUGCAGGAGCCUAUUAGGACUUUUCCUCAGUCAAUGAUAUCUCUUUCACAGGCAUUGGUAUCACUUGGGAGGUUGGAUAGGUACAUGUCUAGCAGGGAAUUACAUGAUGAUUCGGUCGAGAGAAAUGAAGGGUGUGAUGGUGUAACUGCUGUGGAUGUUAAAGAUGGUACCUUUAGUUGGGAUGAUGAUGGCCAAAAACCAGACUUGAAAAAUAUUAAUUUGAAGGUUAAUAAGGGGGAACUCACAGCUAUUGUUGGUACUGUUGGGUCUGGAAAGUCUUCUCUUCUCGCAUCAAUUCUCGGCGAAAUGCACAGAAUUUCUGGAAAGGUUCAAGUUUGUGGGACUACUGCUUAUGUUGCGCAAACGUCUUGGAUUCAAAAUGGAACAAUUGAAGAAAAUAUUCUCUUUGGUUUACCAAUGAACAGACAGAAGUACAAUGAAAUUAUCAGGGUUUGUUGCUUGGAGAAAGACUUAGAAAUGAUGGAAUUUGGAGAUCAGACAGAGAUCGGAGAGCGUGGCAUCAACCUCAGUGGUGGUCAGAAGCAGCGUAUACAACUCGCCAGGGCUGUGUACCAAGAGAAUGAUAUAUAUCUUCUUGAUGAUGUCUUCAGUGCGGUUGAUGCACAUACUGGCUCUGAAAUAUUUAAGGAAUGUGUAAGGGGAGCUCUAAAAGGCAAGACCAUUGUUCUUGUAACACAUCAAGUGGACUUCCUGCAUAAUGUCGAUCGUAUAGUGGUGAUGAGGGAUGGAGUGAUAGUCCAAUCAGGGAGAUACAAUGACCUACUUGAUUCCGGAUUAGAUUUCGGUGUUCUGGUAGCUGCACAUGAAACCUCUAUGGAACUAGUAGAACAAGGCGCGGGCAAGCCCGGUGAAAAUUCAGACAGGCCAAUGGUAUCUCCAAAGGGCAACAGAGAAGAAACCAACGGCGAAAGUAAUUCACUUGACCAGCCAAAAACUGCCAAUGGAAGUUCUAAACUUGUCAAAGAGGAGGAAAGAGAAACCGGAAAAGUUAGCUUAAACAUCUAUAAACUCUACUGCACUGAGGCUUAUGGGUGGUGGGGAAUUUCAACAGUACUUAUUCUUUCUGUGUUGUGGCAAGCAACUAUGAUGGCAAGUGAUUAUUGGCUUGCAUAUGAAACCUCGAUUGAUCGUGCUGAUCUUUUCGAUCCUUCUGUGUUUAUUUCCAUCUAUGGAAUUAUUAGUGUAGUAUCAGUUGUUUUUAUAGUGCUAAGAUCCUACUCAAUUACAAUCUUGGGGUUAAAGACGGCACAAAUUUUCUUCUCUCAAAUUCUUAAUAGCAUCUUGCAUGCUCCCAUGUCUUUCUUUGACACUACUCCAUCAGGGAGGAUUCUAAGCAGGGCAUCCACUGAUCAGACCAACGUUGAUAUCUUCAUCCCUUUGUUUUUCAAUUUUGUGGUUGCUAUGUAUAUUACAGUGGUCAGCAUCUUCAUAGUCACAUGCCAGAAUUCUUGGCCGACUGUUUUCUUGCUGAUUCCUCUUUUUUGGUUGAACAUUUGGUACCGGGGUUAUUUUCUAGCUACAUCUCGUGAGUUAACUCGCCUAGAUUCAAUUACAAAAGCACCUGUCAUUGUUCAUUUCUCCGAAAGCAUUUCCGGGGUCAUGACAAUACGUGCGUUCAGAAAGCAGAAGGAGUUUGGUGUUGAAAACAUUAAACGAGUGAAUUCUAAUUUGCGAAUGGAUUUCCACAACUACAGUUCCAACGCGUGGUUGGGUUUCCGCUUAGAACUGCUUGGAAGUUUAGUUUUCUGCACUUCUGCUUUGUUCAUGAUCAUGUUACCCAGCAGUGUCAUAAAGCCAGAAAAUGUUGGUUUAUCUCUCUCCUAUGGAUUGUCGUUGAAUUCGGUGCUGUUCUGGGCUAUAUACAUGAGCUGUUUCAUUGAAAACAAAAUGGUAUCAGUUGAGAGGAUAAAACAGUUCUCAAAUAUUCCAUCAGAAGCAGCCUGGAACAUUAAGGAUCGCAUGCCUCCUGCAAAUUGGCCUGGUCAAGGCCAUGUUGAUAUUAAAGACUUGCAGGUCAGAUAUCGUCCGAACACUCCUUUGGUUCUUAAAGGCAUUACUUUAAGCAUUAACGGAGGAGAAAAGAUCGGUGUUGUUGGUCGAACGGGGAGUGGAAAAUCAACUUUAAUUCAAGUUUUCUUCAGGCUGGUGGAACCUACCGGAGGGAAAAUAAUCAUCGAUGGCAUUGACAUAUGCGCUUUAGGACUUCAUGAUCUCAGGUCUCGAUUCGGUAUCAUCCCUCAAGAGCCUGUCCUUUUCGAAGGAACCGUCAGAAGUAACAUUGAUCCAACUGGACAGUAUACAGAUGAUGAGAUAUGGAAGAGUUUGGAUCGUUGUCAACUAAAAGAUGCAGUGGCUUCUAAGCCUGAGAAACUUGACUCAUUAGUGGUUGACAAUGGAGAUAACUGGAGUGUGGGACAGAGGCAGUUGCUUUGUUUAGGGCGUGUUAUGCUUAAGCAAAGCAGGCUGCUAUUUAUGGACGAGGCUACAGCUUCUGUCGAUUCUCAAACCGACGCUGUAAUUCAGAAGAUCAUCAGAGAGGAUUUUGCAGCGCGUACUAUCAUCAGCAUUGCUCAUAGGAUACCAACUGUCAUGGACUGCAAUCGAGUGUUAGUCGUAGACGCAGGGCGUGCAAAAGAAUUCGACACACCUUCCAACUUGCUCCAGAGGCAGUCACUGUUUGCAGCUUUGGUUCAAGAGUAUGCGAACCGUUCCAAUGACCUAUAAAAAAACUUCAGCUCCUUUCCACAUACCCGUUUGCCUUCACCAUCCAUAUUUAUGACAAGACAAUAACAGAAGGAAAAAAAAAAGAACACAUGUUCCUCAAGGCUAGACAUUUUGAUUGAUAUUACAUAUUUACAUGUGUGGAGUAAGAUGGUUAUUUCUUGCAGAAAAUGGACACAAUUUUCUUCCGUAGAGAGAUUUAGUUCAGCUACGAUUGCAAAAUCAUUUAAAGAUGAGCUGAUUUAUUGCCGGUGUACUUUUUUACCAUGAAGGGUGAACAUGAACAACGCUUUUGGAUGGUAUUCUAAGUAUAUUUGGCUAUAGUAGUGUUAGUAGUUCAAUAAUUUGGCAAUAGUAGGUCCUGAUUUUAAUUAUACAUGUGUCUUUUUUUCAUUUUAUAUAUAAGCACUUCAUCCAUUUGUAGUGACUGAUAAAUUGCAAAUUAUCCUUUGAAUGAUAUUAAAUAAUUUGAAUUAUGCA
Cicer arietinum (chickpea) is the source of this 5265-nucleotide messenger RNA. Its product is annotated as ABC transporter C family member 4. NCBI's taxonomy places the organism in Eukaryota, Viridiplantae, Streptophyta, Magnoliopsida, Fabales, Fabaceae. Gene Ontology annotation, biological process: transmembrane transport. The record is from RefSeq and is a predicted model, not a curated record. Gene Ontology annotation, molecular function: ATP binding; ATP hydrolysis activity; ABC-type transporter activity. Gene Ontology annotation, cellular component: membrane.